Messenger RNA from Varanus komodoensis (Komodo dragon), 2448 nucleotides. It is a transcript of the gene MSH5, whose product is annotated as mutS homolog 5. The record is from RefSeq and is a predicted model, not a curated record. Gene Ontology annotation, molecular function: ATP binding; mismatched DNA binding; ATP-dependent DNA damage sensor activity. The transcript has a single exon. Gene Ontology annotation, cellular component: nucleus. Gene Ontology annotation, biological process: chiasma assembly; mismatch repair. NCBI's taxonomy places the organism in Eukaryota, Metazoa, Chordata, Lepidosauria, Squamata, Varanidae. Bases 1 to 2448 code for a protein of 815 amino acids.
AUGAGUGCUACUGCUACACUAAAUACCCACUGCCAGUUUCAACCACCACCUGUGACUGAACAAGAAGAUGAACAAGAGAAACCUGAGGUCUACAUGUGUGUACUGUGGUAUGGAGGAGAACUGGGGAUUGCUUAUUACGAUACUGGAGACUGCUCAAUCUAUUUCAUGACUGACACACCAGAUAAUGAAGACCUUAAGCUGCUACAGAAAGUGGUUGAAGAGGUACUUCCCAAAUGCAUAUUAAGUAGUGCCAAGCAAGAUUCUAGUAUAGCUAAAUUCCUGACCAAUAUAGGUGAUACCACAGGAGACAAGCAAGGAGGAAGAAAGCCAGAGGUUGUCCUCUAUCCAAAUAUGGAUUUUGGCUUAGAGGUAAGCAAGCAGAGAAUUCUAUCAAGGCAAUUUCCCUUUGUCCCUGCUUCCAUGACAGCAACUGAGAACAUCCUCUAUUUAUCCUCCAUUAUUCCUUUUGAGAGUCCACUUGUAUUAAGGGCAUUAGGAGGGCUGCUGAAGUUUCUUGACAGGAGAAGGCCUGGAGUUGAACUGGAAGACAGUCACGUGGUCGUUCCCAUUCUGGCCUUUAAAAAGUUUGUAUUGACUGAUAUUGUAAAUGUAGAUCAAGACACUUACCAUGUGUUGCAGAUAUUUAAAAGUGAAGUACAUCCUUCUGUGUAUAAACAAGCCAGUGGGAAAAAAGAAGGACUCAGCUUAUAUGGAAUUCUGAACCAGUGUAGGUGCAAAUGGGGUGAGAAGCUGCUGAGACUGUGGCUCAUGAGGCCCACCCGCAAUUUGACAGAGCUGAACAAACGCUUAGAUGUUAUUCAAUUCUUUUUGUUAGCUCAGAAUCAUGAAACUGUUCUUACUCUACAGGAAUGCCUCAAAAAUAUUAAAAAUGUACCUCUGAUCCUUAGGAGGAUGUCUCUUUCUAACACAAAGGUAAGUGACUGGCAAGCACUGUACAAAACUGUUUAUAGUGCUGUAUGUCUCAGAGAUACAUGUCGCUCCCUACCCAGCGCCAUUGAGCUAUUUCAGACUAUUUCACGGGUUUUCACUGAUGAACUACACUAUAUUGCCAGUCUAAUUAGCAAAGUGGUAGACUUUGAAGGCAGCAUAUCAGAAAACCAUUUCAUCGUCCGACCAAAUGUAGAUCCCACCAUUGAUGAAAAGAAACGAAAGUUGAUGGGACUCUCAGAUUUCCUUACAGAUGUUGCCCGAAAAGAACUGGAGGACCUGGAUAAUAGGAUUCCAUCCUGUAGUGUUAUUUAUAUACCUUUAAUAGGAUUCUUACUCUCUAUUCCACGGUUACCCUCAAUGGUGGACAAAAAUGACUUUGAGAUUGAUGGUUUGGAUUUUAUGUUUUUAUCAGAAGAAAAGCUGCACUACCGUAGUGCCAGGACAAAAGAAUUGGACAGCUUGCUUGGUGACCUUCACUGUGAAAUAAGAGACCAGGAAACACUGAUCAUGUACCAGCUGCAGACAAAGAUUCUGGAAAGAUCUGCAGUACUCAGUGAUGUGACUGAAUAUGCAGCACAGUUGGAUGUGCUAUUGUCCCUGGCAGUAAUAGCUCGAGAGAAUGGAUAUAUCAGACCAUGCUUCUCUCAUUCCCAUGUUAUCCGUAUCAAGGAUGGAAGGCACCCUCUGAUGGAGUUAAGUGCAAAGACUUUUGUGCCCAACUCAGUGGAGAGCAGUGAAACAUAUGGCCGAAUUAAGAUACUCACUGGGCCCAAUUCAUCUGGAAAAAGUAUAUAUUUAAAGCAGGUCGGCCUUAUUACAUUUAUGGCCUUAACUGGCAGUUAUGUCCCUGCUGCUGAGGCUGAAAUAGGGGCAGUGGAUGGAAUCUAUACAAGGAUCCAUAGCAGAGAGUCAGUUUCUCUUGGAUUGUCCACUUUCAUGAUUGAUCUUAACCAGGUAGCCAAGGCAGUGAAUAAUGCCACUGAAAGAUCUUUGGUGUUAAUUGAUGAGUUUGGCAAAGGCACAAACACAGUAGAUGGUCUCUCUCUUCUGGCUGCUGUGUUACGACACUGGAUUAAAGCAGCAACUCAAUGUCCACAUGUUUUUGUUGCCACUAAUUUCCAUAGCCUGGUACAGCAGAAAUUGCUGCCAGACACUCCUCUUGUGCAAUACCUAGCCAUGGACACUCAGCAAGAAGGAGAUGAACUUGUUUUUUUCUAUCAAAUCAAAGAAGGUGUGUCCACUAUCAGCCAUGCCGCCAACAUUGCAGCUUUGGCUGGCAUGCCACCUAAAGUGAUUGCCCGAGGUCUAGAAAUAUCACAGCUGUUCCGCAGUGGAAAGCCCAUUCAACACGCUGACCAGUCUUUGAAAGAGAAACAGCUUCAAAGCUGCAAAUCUCUGGUAGAUAAGUUCCUUUCCCUAGAUCUUGAUGACCCCCAACUAGAUUUAAAGGAAUUUAUGAGUCAAGACGUGUUACCUUCUUCAGUCUCCAUGCUGUAA